AUGCUAUACCACAUUGUAUUGGCGUACACUAUCGUCACCUUCCUUCGCUUGCAAUCCCUGGUUGUCGCUACUGAGAAUUCACAGGCUCUACUGAGCCCAGAUUCAACUCCUCCGCACCGAAUAGCCAUCAUCGGCGCAGGCCCCGGUGGCUCCUCUGCAUCCUACCACCUUCACAAAUUCGCCCAGCAGCUCUACCCGCCUCUUGAGAAUGCCCCGAUACAUAUCACCGUUUUCGACUCCAACCCCUACAUUGGUGGCCGGGCUACCACGGUCAAUGCCCUAAACGACUCCCGGUACCCGGUUGAACUCGGAGCAAGCAUAUUCGUCAAGAUAAACCAUAUUUUAUACAAUGCGACGCGAGAUUUUGGGUUAGCUUCUGUUGUCAAGAUAUAUGAAUCUGCACCUGAUUCAAAGUACGAAUUGGGCAUUUGGGAUGGGAAAGACUUCGUUUUCAAAGCAGAGAGAGAUGACGAUGAGGACAGGGGAUCAUGGAGAGGAUGGUGGGACAUUGCCAAACUUCUCUGGAAAUACGGACUCGCACCCAUACGGACGCGGCAGGCGACGAAGAAAGCCGUCGGUGAAUUCUUGAAGUUUUACGACGAACCAAUAUUUCCCUUCCGUUCGAUAGCAGAGGCUGUGGGAGCUACAGGACUGGACGCAUAUACCGGCUUAACAGGGAAGGAGGUUUUGCAGAACGCCAAGGUGGGCGAUCUGUUUUCUCGCGAAAUCAUUCAAGCAAGCACCCGGGUGAACUACGCGAGCAACCUGGGCGGCAUCCACGGAUUGGAAACAUUGGUAUGUAUGGCCAUUGAGGGAGCAAUGGCCGUCGAGGACGGCAAUUGGCAAAUCUUUAAUGAGAUGGUGAGGACUACUGCAGAUGAGAUCUUCUUGAAUACAACAAUUACCGCUGUCAUCAAGGAUGAAAAGAAAGGGACAUUCCGGCUCCAGACUGAAAAUGAUGAAAUCAUUGGACGGCCCCCGAAGGAGUACAACGACGAGUACGACACGGUCAUCCUCGCAGCUCCAUAUCAAUUUUCCAAUAUCGCCUUUACACCACCACCUCUGAACACGCCGGAGAAGAUUCCCUACGUUUCGCUAUACGUGACCCUGUUCACCUCUCCCCAUCGUCUUUCCCCGUCGUUCUUUGGACUCGAGUCUAAUGCAGACGUCCCUUCAUCCGUCCUCACAACACUCUCUCCGGAAUUGUCAGACGAACUUGGUUCGCAUCGCGGCGUCGAUGCCGUUGGCCCGGCCGGAUUCUGGUCCAUAAGCACGCUCCGGGUUCUGCAUCCAGAGACAGAUGGGAGUUUUUGCGGACCGACUUCAAACUGCACGCAACUGCCUGUCGAAUCCGGAGAGAUCGGAGCCAAACGCGACACACAGUAUCUGUACAAAAUAUUCUCACCGGCACCCUUGACGGGGACGUUCCUUUCGUCGUUGCUCGGCUUCCCAUACACUCCGGAGCCUGAAAACAAACACGACGAUUCUCUCGCCAAGCUCCCCAAGUCUGAGAUCACUUGGCUCCACGAGAAACACUGGCACAGCUACCCUUACGAGACGCCCCGGACGACGUUUGAUAACUUCACCCUGUGCUCCACUGAGUCGUGCUCCUCGCGCGGCACCUCGGACGGAGUCUACUACCUCUCCGGCAUGGAAUCCUUCAUCUCGACCAUGGAGACUUCUGCUCUUGCAGGGAUGAACGUCGCCCGCCUCGUGGUCCAGAAUCUGCUUGAAGAACAUGGUCAGAGUUGA
Molecule: messenger RNA, 1752 nt
Organism: Fonsecaea nubica
Lineage: Eukaryota; Fungi; Ascomycota; Eurotiomycetes; Chaetothyriales; Herpotrichiellaceae
Exons: 1
Coding region: 1-1752 (583 amino acids)
Biological process (GO): prenylated protein catabolic process; prenylcysteine catabolic process
Molecular function (GO): prenylcysteine oxidase activity
Source: RefSeq, a predicted model, not a curated record